Vicugna pacos (alpaca) is the source of this 1156-nucleotide messenger RNA. The record is from RefSeq and is a predicted model, not a curated record. Lineage: Eukaryota; Metazoa; Chordata; Mammalia; Artiodactyla; Camelidae.
ACUCAUGUGUGUAGGUCAGGUUGCGUCACUGUUUAGGGGCACGGGAGGCCCAGAUGAGGAGGAACCGUGCCUACGUCUCCACUCCACGCCCUGCUCCAAACAGCAGUUUGGGGAGUGGGCGCCGUCUCCAUCCCAAGCCCCACUAUGUGCACGUGCGUGUGCGCAUGCGUGCGUCCCUGCCCCUGGCGUCUGUCUUCUGUCUCUCAGCCCCGCUGGCCGGGGCCUCAUGUCACUCGAUUGGUGGUGUCCGCUUGUGAGAGAUGUCACCCGGAGACAGGCGAAGGGGACGUUUUCCCUGUUUUCAUUGCUUCCAGGAGGGAGAAGGGUGGCCUUUCCCACGGGGGCAGCCUGGGGCGAUGUGGCAGCCCGGCCUCACCCCAGCAGGGUUGUGCAUGACCCCCGAGUGAGGGAAGAAAGGCUGUUGCCAUGGUGGCCUGUGCGAGGCAAAUUCCUCCAGGGUGAAGUGGGAGAUAUUUAUACCCAGGGUCAGGCCGAGAGCCGGCCAGCCGCCGAGGGCAGAAGAGCUGGGAUAUUACAGACAGCAAGGCCGUGGUGUGCAGGCAGGUGGACCCUUGGGCAUGUCCUGGCUGUCUCGUCCCAGGACAAUGGCCUCUCUCAGCCACAUCUUGGUUCUCUGUGUGGGUCUCCUCGGCAUGGUCAAUGCAGACUCUCCACAGGAACACGACCCAUUCACCUAUGACUACCAGUCCCUGCGGAUCGGAGGCCUCAUCAUCGCCGGGAUUCUCUUCAUCCUGGGCAUUCUCAUCGUCCUGAGCAGAAGAUGCCGGUGCAAAUUCAACCAGCAGCAGAGGACUGGGGAACCUGAUGAAGAGGAGGGAACUUUCCGCAGCUCCAUCCGCCGUCUGUCCACUCGCAGGCGGUAGAAACACCUGGCGCAAUGGAACCCAGCCAGGUCCUGCAUCUCUGACUAGGCUGGGGGAGGGAGAAGAAGGAGGGGGUGAAGGGCUGCAGUAGGGGGGUCUGGAAGGUUCUCCUGCUUCUCACCCUUUUCACCCCCCAUAGGAUUCCCCCUGCUCCUGACGCCUUCCACCCACCUCCCGCCUACCGCCACCUGGACUGCCCUUUGCCUCAGCCCUGCCCCUACAGACACCUCUCUGCCGCCCAGAUUUCCAAUAAAAUGUGCUUUCCUCUCUUG